This is a messenger RNA of Colius striatus (speckled mousebird), 8545 nucleotides long. RefSeq names its product synemin (gene SYNM). The coding region runs from base 103 to 4857 and encodes 1584 amino acids. Lineage: Eukaryota; Metazoa; Chordata; Aves; Coliiformes; Coliidae. Gene Ontology annotation, molecular function: intermediate filament binding; structural constituent of muscle; structural constituent of cytoskeleton. Gene Ontology annotation, biological process: fast-twitch skeletal muscle fiber contraction; intermediate filament cytoskeleton organization. The record is from RefSeq and is a predicted model, not a curated record. Gene Ontology annotation, cellular component: sarcolemma; neurofilament cytoskeleton; costamere. The transcript has 4 exons.
CGGCGGCGGGAGCGGCGGCCAGAGGCGCGCGGGGGCAGCCGCGGGUGCGCAGCGGCGGCAGCAGAGGGGCCACCGCGCGCCCGACCCCCCGUCCCGGGCAAGAUGUGGCGGCGCUGGGAAGCGGGAUGGGACGAGAAGAGGGAGCUCCAGGAGCUCAACUCCCGGUUGCGGGUCUUCGUGUCCCGCGUACGGGAGUUGGAGGAGGAGAACCGCUUUCUGGCGCAGGAGUUGGCGGAGCUGCGGGAGCAAGAGCUGAUCGGGCUCCGGGUGCCCGAGCAGGAGCUGGCUUGGCUGCGGAUGCAGCUGGAGGAGCUGAGUCGGGCGAAGUUGGAAGCGGAGCUGGAGCGGGACGGGCUGCGGCGGGAGCUGGAGCAGCUGCAGGUGCUGGGCGCCGAGGUGCUGGCGAUGCGGCGUCGCCUGGAGCCCGAGCUGGCCGGGCAGCGGCAGCUGCUGGAGCGGCUGAGAGGCGAGUGCGUGGCCCUGGAGGAGCUGCUGCUGGAGUUGCAGGCCGAGCACGGGCACCUGGCGGAGCGGCAGCGGCGGGAGGCGGUGGAGAUGCGGGAGCUGCGGAUGGACCUGGCCGCCUUGCCGCCGCCUUUAGCCGGGCUGAGCCUGGAGGAGCUGGAGGAGACCUACGAGAUGCUGCUCAGCCAGAGCUGCCGAGAGACCCUGCUGCGCUACCAAGAGCAGAUCCAGAUGCUGCAGGAGCAGGAGGCGCAGCGGAGCCGGGAGAACCUGGAGCUGCUGCGGGAGGAGAGCCGGCAGUGCCGCCAGCACCUGGAGGACCUCCACCGCCAAGGCCAGGAGCUGUGCGGGCUGCGGGAGCGGCUGGAGUUGGAGUUGCUCGCCUUGCAGGACCGCCACGGCGCUGAGGUGGAGGAGUACCAGAGGAUCAUUGAUGCUCUAGAAGAAGAAAAGCAAUUCCUGACCAUGUCAAUCACAGAUUACCUGAAGGACUAUCAAGAACUACUGCAGGUGAAAGCAGGCCUCAUCCUUGAAAUUGAAACCUACAGAGCUUUGUUAGAAGGGGAAAGCAACCAGUGGAUUAUUACGUGGAGAGAUCAGCAUAGAGGGAAAUUGCCUCAAGAUGUUAUAAACACUUCCUAUAACUACACAGAUAUUUACUCUACUUACCAAGAAAGAAAUAGAAAUAAAGCUUCACCAGCUAUGAGGAUCACUGAUACAAGACACAGAAUGCCAGUGACAAAUACUAGCAGUUCUGCACACUACUCAGCUCACUCCGCACAGGCUGGAUCACACACAAUGGCCAGUGGAAGAGCUUUUGGAAGAGAUGUACUUGGUUCAACAUAUCGCCCUUCAACAACUGUUACAAAGGACGAAAGGAUUGUAACAGAGCAGAAAGAAUCAAGAACCUUUACUCCAGCCUACAGUAGCUGGAAAACCACGGAAAUGCAGCAGAAGAUAAUUCCAGAAAGAAAGAAAACAGAGGUUACUGCUUCAUCUACAGUAUCUUUUUCAAAAGAAUCGGGAAAUGUUGAAAGAUCAGACAAGGACCACAAGCCUGACACCAAGCCAGGGAUUUCUGAAAAUUCAAGAACAAAACCAGGCUUCACUAGAUUUCCAACUUACGAGCUGAAUACCAAUUUUAAACCAUCUAAAUAUGAAGAAACAAUAACUGAAAUUAAGACCACAGUAAAAGAAAAAAGGGAAGGCAGCAAAUCAACUGAAGAGAAUAAAUCUUUGCUGAAAGAAAAAGAUAAGCUAGAGAAGCAAACACAGGAGGAGAAAAAGAAAACUGACGGGAAACCUUUCACAGAAGAAAGAAGUUUUGAUUUUGGAAGGAAGACUGAGCAGAGAAAAUACAUCCAUGAGGAAGUUGUUGACCAGAAGUUAACAGGGAGUGAUAUUUCUAAUGCAAGAUCUUUGAAAAGCGAAUUAACCAAAAAAGAUAGAAAUGUGACUGUGGAAUCCAGAAGCAAUGAGGUCAUUGAGAUACCAAUCAGUCUUGAAAUGCCUGUUCCUGACAAAGAAUCUCAGAGUAAUAAGGAACUUAAAUUAGGGGGAUUUAAGACAUCCAUAGGAAGAGAAACAGAUGACCAUGUAACUAAGUCUGCUGAAAUUCACAAAGUCAGUAUUUCGGAAGAGGAAGCCAAGCUGAAAGAUGAAAACCACCUUAGUGACAGAAUGUCAACUGAAAAUAUGGCAGAGAAUAUUGUUGCUGACAUCCUUAAAAGUUUUACACAGUCUUCUAGUUCACAAAUAUCAACAGACACGAAAGUGACCUAUUUUGAUAAGAAAGAACAGGCAGAUGAUGGGAAAAUGAAGACUGAGAUCACAGUACAAUCUCAAGUUAAAGAAAACAUAGAUAUUUCUGGCAAAGCUGACAUAGGAGGUCUGUCAAACCAGGAUGUAAGGAAAGUGCUUCGAGAGGGUGUUGAGGGAAUUCCUUCCAAAGAGGAGAUAGAAGAUAUAGUACAUCAUGGCCUGAGAGGAAAUGAGGACAGAAAGAACAUAUCUGUUAAUGUUGAGAUCGUAGAGGAGCCGCUCGAUUACGCUGCUGAUGAAAAGACUGAUUUUUCAACACCUUUUGAAGUGGAGGAAGUGGAAGAUACAUUCCCUGAGAGAGAGAGGCGUUACGGUGAUGAGGAAGAAAAUGUAACAUUCACAUACGGUGAUGCCAAAAAGAAGAAACAACGCCACGAGAGUUUCACUCAUGUGGAAGAGGUAACUGAGGAAGAUGACUCGCCUAUUGAACAAAAGUAUUUUGUAUCUGUUCCUGAUGAUCAUCCUGUUAUUAAAGAAAAAGAUGAUGACUCAAUAUAUGGACAAAUUCAUAUAGAAGAAGAAUCAACUAUUAAGUAUUCUUGGCAAGAUGAAUUUUUGCAAGGCACACAGAGUAAGAGAGAUGAAGGUGUAAGGUCUCCGGAAGAAACGUACCAUGUGGUAGGGGAGGAAGCAAGUGCCCAUAUUUUAAAAGAGCAUCCUGAAGCCGAAACGUCCCAUGUUGAAUCUGUUGUUAUUGAAAAAGAAAUAAAAAUUCCUCAUGAAUUUCAGACUUCAAUAAAAGGGCUUCUAUCAAAGGAAACAAAGGACCCUAAACAUCAGUUGAAGGAAGCUUUGGAGCAGUUGGAGGGCAGUCUCCCAGAAAGUGUGAAAGAGGAACUGUCUGCGUUAACAAAAGAAAAUAAAGCCGACUCCAGUAACUUAGAAUUUGAUAUCAAAAAAGUUAAUCAAACAGAGGAGGAUGGCUUGGUGACAAUUGUUGCUGAAGUCAAUCUGUCACAGACCCUUGAUACUGAUGAAUUUGAUGUAGCUCAACUUGAUGAAGUAAUUUCAAGUGAGAAGGAGAAGGCAACAUUGCACUCUCUGAAGAAAGACAGCUCAGAGACAGUUGUUGAUGGUAGAAGCCGUAUAGAAGUAGAUGUUUCUUCCCCUAGUGAUAAACACAUGCCUUUGUCUGACCAAGAAAUUUAUAACUCGUCUACAGUGAGAAGGAGUGGUGGCACAGAGUAUCAUGCCACUGAACAAGUUAUUUAUGACGGUUCAGUUUUGGAAACUGCAGAUUUUGGAGAAGCCACUCGCUUGCCACAAUCUGUAAGGCAUAUUAAGGUUGGUCCAGCAGAAGUUCAGAGAUACGAGCAAAUCAUAUACGAAGGGCCUGGUUCUGAAACACUGGAGGUCAGUGCUACAGAAGGACUUGUUCAGACAGAAGGUUCGUCAGAGUUCAGCCGAUCUGUGAAGCAUUUUAAACUGGGUCCUAAAGAAAUUCAAACUACAGAAGAAGUGAUCUACACAGGCCCUAUCACCACAACUGUAGAAGAGAUUGAUUCAGGGAAUCUUUCUCAGAAGUUUUCAACAGACUUCAACAGGUCCACAAGACACGUCACCGUAGGAUCAAGGCAAUUAACUGAAGAAGUCUCUUUUGAAGGGCACACGUCAGACUCUGUGGAGCUCAAUAGCUCAGGUAACCUUUCUCAGACAGAAGGGUCUGUGGAUGUCAGCAGAACAGUAAGGCACUUUAGAUUAGGUCCAAAAGAGAUUCAUACCGAGCAUGUUAUCUUUGAAGGACCAAUCUCUGGUAAAGUGGAGGUCACUGACACUAGAGACUUCUCACAGACAGAAAGUUCGGUCAGACACGUUCAGUUGGGUCCCCAAGAGUUUAUGACGGCUGAAAAAGUCAUCUACCAGGGGCCUAUCUCUGAGCAUGUGGAAAUCAGUGAACUGGAAGACCAGACUCUUUCAAAAGGCUCAGUAAAGCAUGUUAGACUAGGUAAAGUGGGAGUUGAAACAACUGAACGCAUCAUAUAUCAUGGCUCCCUUUCUGAAACUCCAGAGAUCACGAACAAACAAGGACAUCAUUCAGAGAGCGAAGGAAGCUCCGAUACCAACAGAUCUUUCAGGCACGUUAAAAUCAGUCCUGUAGAAUCUCAUACUGAGCAAAUAAUCUUUACACAACCCAUUUCUGAAACACAGGAAGUUCUUUCACAAACAGGAGAGUCAUCUGUAAAGCACAUGAAAGUAGGAUCCAAGGAAACAUCUUUUUCUUUUCAAAUGGAUGUUUCCAGUAUGGGGGGAAUAUCUACAGUAAAAAGUGGAGAACAGCAAGCAACAGUGCUCAUAGCCAAUAAGCAAGACCCUUCUGUUAGUCAGUCACAGGUUGUAGUUAAAAGUGCUCAGACUGUAGAAAAUGACAACGAAGGAAGAGGCUAUGUUGUCUCCAGUUUUUCUCAAGAUCAUAGUGAAAACGUAGCAGAAAAGUCAUUUUUUGAUAAAACUGUCCAGUUGCAAAGAAUGGUAGACCAAAGGUCAGUUAUUUCUGAUGAAAAGAAAGUCGCUCUUCUCUAUCUGGACCGUGAGGAGGAAGACGAUGAUGAAAAUGAUGGACAGUGGUUCUGAAAGGACUCUAACAAAGUCUGCUUAGCAGCGUCUUCACACAUAUUUUUCAUUAUCCUUUUUUUUAAAAAAGAGAAAAAAAAGGGAUGGAGAAACACUCAGACUAUUUAGAUUACUAAUAGUGGACUGAGAAGUGUUGAAUCUAAGCCUCUACCUAUUCAGCACAGUUUUUAUUGCAAACUUUAUGUGGGGGAGAAAUCUUGCUAUAAAUAUUUUCCUCAGAGACCUGUGUCCAAUAAUUUCAGGUUUUUCCACCUGUAGUGACUGUAGGAAUUUGCUACUGGGCAGUUCAAAGGAUUGUGUUUUCUGUUUUAUAGCAGGUCAGUUAAUAAGUGUGUGCUUGAAUAGGACUUUUCCAUUUCAGAAAGAUACUGUAUUUUACUUGGUUACUACAAUACUCAGCAGCUCUAUUUAAACCUCAAGCUACUAAGUACAAAUAUAACAAACUACAAGACUUGUGAGAGUGGUAGGUAGCUGACUUUCAGUUCCAUUUCUAUGCACUUCUAUGCAAUACCUAAUCAAGACAUUUUAAGAUACAGUUAUUGCAUCCAUUAAAAAAAUACAAUUCUAUAGCAUCAAACUAAGCACAACAAGAAUUAACAGAAAUUGUUUUAUUUGUAUAGCUGGAAUGCAGUGCAAAGAAGAAAGAUAACACUGAAGCAAGUGUUUAUCACAGUAUUCCCGAUGAGAAAUGGUGAUUUAUUAUUUUUUUAUGGUUAGACAGUAGUACAUUUAAGAUCUUAAAAAGCUGGAUAGUAUUUUCACUGAAGUAAGGAGAAUAUCACUUCAGUGUCUAAUAACAUUAAUAUAUUUGGCAGUGUACAGGUUACAUUGAUGCUAGGUAUUGCUUAUGGUAAGUGUGAAGUGUCAAAUUAUUACCUGGUGCCUAGUUUCUUAACACAGUGAAAUUAGCUAAUACAUGUUUUGUUCUGAAGAGAACUUGUGAAAAUGGCAUUGACAACACUUACGAUUCAGUGUAUUCAGUAAACUUCCAGAUGAUCUUUCCUUUGUUUACAAAUGAGAAGAUGCCCUUUUGAAUUACUAGCCCUGCAAAUCCAGCCUGAAGAUUUGGGGUUUCUCUUCGAUUUUUUUUUUUCUUUGUUUGUUUUUUUUUCUGAUUGUGAUAUUUGGCUUCAGGCCAAAGUUGCUUUCUACUUAAAUUACUUGAAAAUAAGCUAAUUUCACUUGGAUUUUAUGUUGGUUAAAUGUAGGACAUAAUUUACAAUCAUAAUUCAGUGACUUCAAAGUCCAGAUCAGAAAUCAGCACCACUAACUGUAUUGAACUGUGCAGUGCUCACAGAUGCAUAAAUAGCAGCCAAAAUAUUUUUGUCACUGGGGUAAGAAGAUAUCAUACUGGACACAUAUGAGAAAUAAGAUACAUAAAUGAGAAGCUGCUAUUUUUACAUGCACGCACACACACACACACACACAUGCACAUUGGCUCACUCUGUCACACCUUCUCUGCAUAGCAGAAACACGCCUGUAUCCGGAUGGCUGUGUUGUGCCAGUCUGGUGGUCGCUGACUCCCACUUUUUUCCCUGUGGUUAUGUAAGCAGAAUUUUGUAUGUGCUAAUCCAUAUUAGAAUCCAGUUAAACUAUCUUAGUCUGGCAUGGCUAGUCAUAUUUUCAGUUUCCUUAAUAUUAACAGAAGCUAGAUUUCAAAACUGACUGCUCCAUUAUGAUAUGAAUGUAAAUGCAAAGCUGAAGAGAAGCUCCAUGCUGACUGAGAUAUCACACUGUUUCAGAGAUGAGACAGUUUAUGUGCCUUAGUAACUAAGUUUGAAAUUGUACAAAGCUAUUAAUAUUCCAAAGAUUGACUCAUGAGGUUUAUCUGCACUACAAAUUUUCCUGCAUGUUUCCUCAUUUUGUGUAACUGUGAGUACCAGUGUACUCAGGAUCGGAUGUUUUUCCAUCAUGUACUAUGAAAUCAUUUGUUGAAGUUGGAAGUGUAACCAAGAGCUGGAAAAUGAAUAGGAAACUGAGUUGCACAGAAGUGCUGAAAGCAUGUAUGCUAAGCUUAUUUAUUCUGGUGACUGUGUAACGGAUAAUAAUAUCUUUAAAAAUUAUUCAUAUAUGCUUAAAAAGGAUCUUGUGCUUCCAUUUAUAAACAGGGUGUUAUGAAUGGUAAUACUUCUUAUAUUAUCCUAUACUUCCGAUUCCUAGCUGACCUUAUGAUUUUAAAGAUAACAUCUCUGUGUUUGUUGUAAUAAGCAUGUGUAAGUCUGAGUUUUCCAGCUAGAUAACUAACUGCAAGCAGAUUCCAUACUUCAAGUAUUAAAUAAAUGCAUAAAGGAAGAAGUCAGGUCUGUAAGAAGGAACAGAAUUUAACAAAAAUAAUCAGUGUUAGUUUUCUUGAAGUGUUAUUUUAAGAUGAAACUUACACAUUCUCUGUACAACAGGUAUAAGAAUAUCUGCAGAAAAUGUGUAACUGUCAAAAAGCUACUGCCAAAGUCAAACCCAUCUGUCAAUAACUUGUGGAAUCUUUGACAGAUGUGCUCCUUAGGAACAACUCUACAAACAUUCUGUUACAUUUAUCUUCACCUGCUCAGAAGACGAUAAUUUUAGAUGAAGAGAUAAACCAGUAAGGAGCAUGGGAAUCAUAAAAUGUAGAUGGCCUUAGCAUUGAAAGAGAGAAAAAAUCAGUACUGUUUACACUGAGGUGUCAAAAGCUCUUUAAAAAUUCCUUUACACAUCACUGUAAGAUACAGUAGGUUAUACCAAGAUAUAUUUCUGUUUUGAUUGUCUGGAGGGAGAAAUUUGUUCUGUGUACUUUCUUCAAUUCUGUUUAAGAUCAGGAUUUUAAUCAACUGUUGCAAAGUUAGUUUAGUACAGGGAACUGGAAACGGGCAUUACCAUAACAUUUAACGAUAUGCACAGUUCCUUUGCGUGAAUCUUUUCAGACUGUGAAAACAAAGAUAUCUCACAUAAAAAGAGUGUUAAGUUUUAAGAAUGUUUGUGUUAGCAGCUCAUUUUCCAUUUAGUUCUUAAUAACCCAAGAUCUUUUGCCUUAAUAUGAUGGCUUUUGGAUACUACUACCUUCAGGCAACAAAACGUACCUAGGUGGACAUUCACAUCUUGCAGGCUUAAUGGUUGCAUUUGCAGAAUCAGGGCCAUAGGAACAUACAUUGCUACUAAAAGCAAAUAAAACCUGCUUGCUGAUGUGAUAACUCACCCUAUAUGAUCACUUUCUGCUUAAAUAUUAUAACCUGUAGCUGAAAGGAUUGGUGAUAUAACCUCAGUCAGCAUGCACUUCUGAAGCUUACUCAUAUAAUUUGUGCUUUUCAUUAAAUGCAAGUAAGAACUUUAUUGCUGAGUUUGGAUUAAACAAAAUGCUUUAAAAAUAUAAUUAGUAAUCUGGGGGGGAUUUAAAACUAUGUAUUUAACAGCUGAUAUAGAUCAGAAGUGGGGCACUGUUUUCCAAAUUGUGUAAACCACUGGACUAGAAAACAAAUAUAGAAUAUAACGAAAGAUGUGUGAGAGAUCUAGAACUCUGUAUUGACUGAUGUUUGUGAAUAGCAGGUGUUUAAAAAGACGGUAAGAAUGUUGAAACGGGGUUUGUUGAUGUCAGCUGUGUGAAACUUUGCAGACAGCUUGUGUUUUGGUCAUUUGCAAUGAAACUGCAUUUUUGUGGUGGUACAAGCUUCGUGAUUUUACACUUUUUCACUCUUGAGUAUUAAACUGUAAAAAUCAA